GAAAACCCGGGCCACCAUGCUCUCGCGGGUUUCUCUCUUCGCCGGACGUGCGCUUCACGUUCAGGCCACCGCCGCCGCGGCUGUCCGCCCGGCGACCCAGCCCCUCAUUGCUCGGCUCUUCUCCUCCCCCGCCGCUAGCGAUUCCGCCGCCCAGGAUGACUGGUUCGACAACACCGAGGACUUGCUCAUGGCCAAGUUCUCGCGCUCCCCCAAGAUCACCCUCUCGGUGGAUCCCAACAAGGACCUGAAGUACAAGGAGCGCCCGCUCUUUGGCAAGCCGGUCCUUCGUGUGCCGGAUCUCCCGAUGCCCCUCUUCCGUCAGACUGUCGUCUACAGCGACGGCUCUUCGCGCAUUCUCCUGUCCGGCUCGCCGCGCCGGAUCUUCCGCUCGUCCAACGACGUCACCAGCCAUCCCCGCUGGCAGCCCGGCACCGAGGAGAACGUCCGUCUUCUCGAGCUCGACCAGCUGUCGGCCAAGCGCACUCGCCGUAACACCGCCCAGCAGUAUGCCACCAAGCGUGCCGCUCGCAAGAAGGCCCCCCGGAAGAAGAAGUAAGCGCCUCGUCUCCUCCCGCGGGCCCGUGCGUGGUGGCUGGCCUUCUUUCGCUGUUUUCGUCUGUCUUCUCGUCGAUGGCGAUGGGCGUCCUCUCGCGCUGGUCUGCGGUGGUGCCCCCUACCACUUGUCGGUCCUCUUCCUCCCCCCUCCCCCCCUCCCCCCCCUCUGCCCC
Fonticula alba is the source of this 728-nucleotide messenger RNA. RefSeq lists its product as hypothetical. NCBI's taxonomy places the organism in Eukaryota, Rotosphaerida, Fonticulaceae. The transcript has 2 exons. The coding region runs from base 17 to 556 and encodes 179 amino acids. The record is from RefSeq and is a predicted model, not a curated record.